Prunus armeniaca (apricot) is the source of this 498-nucleotide messenger RNA. Lineage: Eukaryota; Viridiplantae; Streptophyta; Magnoliopsida; Rosales; Rosaceae. The record is from the annotation of a GenBank genome assembly.
AUGAACAAGAGGUUGCAUCACUCAAACAAAGUCAAUCAGCGUUGGAAAAAAGUCAAUCCAAAUUUGAGAUUGGAGAAAGCACAAGGUCAAUUUUCAAACCAAACAAAAGCUAAUCCUAGGAAUCAUGAGCAGGUUCAAGCUAUUACCACUUUGAGAAGUGGAAAAGUGAUUGUUAAUAAGAUUGGAAAUCCAGAGAUCGAUAAUAAAGAGGAAGAUGAAGGCAUGACAGAAACAAGGCAACGGCUUGACAUGAAAUUUGGAGGCUCUUUGAAAUUUGAAAGUGACACCACUCCUGUUGACAAAGUUACCGAAUCUUUGCAACAUGCUCCUCAUACUCCAAACACACCAACUCACGAUCCUCUUCCUUUCCCUCAACGUGACAAACAUGCCAGAAAAGAGAAAAAUAAGGGAGACAUUAUGGAGCAAUUUAAGAAUGUGCAAAUUAAUAUUCCUUUGCUAGACAAAAUCAAACAAAUCCCUUCCUAUCCAAAUUUUUAA